CUGAGUAAUGCAGUCAGCCCGUCACUUCAGAGUUGGUUUCUUGCUGGGGCUUGCUGGGGUUUCAGUGCCAAGCUCUGAUAGUGGUUGGAUUCCUGUAUUGUUUUUGUGGGGGUUUUGGUUUGGCUGUGUUCAGACUGUAAUAUGCGGAGGCUCGACAACAUAUUGUUAUGGAACUUGAUGGCUGCAGUAAUCAUCUUGGGUCAAGCAAGGCCAAAUACGAAGCUCCAUUUGCAGUCAAGCAGUGGUUUAAAGUCAGACUGUGCAGGUAAUCUAAUGAGGCUGUUGUUGGACAAGGCUCUAGCAGUGGGGAACCAGCUCGAGGUGGACGCCAUCAAUGGUACCCAACACACUGUAUUGACGCCCAGCUUGGCUGCUCAGUGUGGAUACAGCAUGGAGUCUGACCCAUGGGGUAACACCAGAAUCUACACAUCUCUGCUGGGCUGCUAUGUGGACAACAAAGAAGAUACAACAUUUAACACUGGCCUGAGACUCCGAAUGUACAGCCAGAGUCCAUCAGAGGUAGUCAGUCAUGAUGUGACGCAGACGUGCAGCUACUCUCGGUGGGCCUCCAGGGAGAUUCUUUGCGACAGGAACUACAUGGAAGUGUCAAACCACAUGGCUACACCUGAUGCACAAGCUGAAGCUAAGGGGCAGGCUCCAGAUGUUAAAGAUGACUCAAAGAUGAACGCCAUCCCUGGUGCCACUGACAAAGCACAUGGUAUCUGGAAGAUGACGUUUCAUACUCCAGAACCAGUGGCGAUGGUGCUGAGGGAGGCUGAACAAGCUGGCUAUGGUGCCAUGACUACAUCUAAGCGUCUGGUUAUGAGAAGCCCAUACAAUACAGCAGAGACUUAUUCUGAGGAUGUGGCUGGAGUCCCCAUGGAGGUUUUCAAGGUGAGCGUUUACUACAAGGCACCGCAUGGUUUGACUGUUGUGAACUUGGCAGCGGCGUGUCCCAAAGGUGGCGUCCUCUUCACUGACGAUGUAAUCUCUUGGCACGUACCUCGCCGUGUGACGCCCCUGAUCGAUGGCAGCUUUAAAGUCCUAGAGAUGCACAUGGGCAUCAAUGGGCAGAGGCUUGAUAAAUCUCAGAUGGCUGCUCGGGGUUACACGCUAUCUGCGACGGACUUUCACAUCGUCAUUGAGUUGCCCGUGGGCUCUCCAGAUGGUUACUACAAGAGCCAUGCCCCAGAUUACCAGUACCACAUCACCUACACUGUGGAACCCAUGCUUGAGGUGCUGUGGAGAUCCGAUAAGAGCCAAGAUGAUACCAGAUAUAAGAUUUUGUUCCCCAUCACCACCCCUCUGAUGCCCCGGCCACCCCAAGUCUCUGACCUUACCAGCACAGAGGACAGGCUGUUCAGUGUUCACUUAGGGACCUUUCUUCAUGAUGUGGAGCUCAGGAACAUCACCUUCCCCACUGGGGUCCUCACCAUUGAGGAGUGCAAUGCCAAAGGCUUCACAGUUGAGGAACACAGCUCCCCCAAUGGAACAAAGAGCUACACUCUGCAAGUGUCCUUCGAUGCCGAUGUUGUCCUGACUCACAAUCCUGAGCCUUUGGUUACAGUCUACUUCCUCCCUCUGGUCUUUGGAUUCAUCAUCCUGCCUGAAGAAACUCCAUUUGCUCACCCAGUGGAGUUGCAGGCCUCUCUACAGGAUGUCGUUCUUCCCACAGUCACUGGCACUUGUGACCAGAGUAAGUUUUACAUCAGUGUGAAAUACGGGAGUCAAGGCAGCAAUUUCCAGACCAUGGUUGGACCACAGCAGCUAACGCCUGAGCUGGCUGAGGUCUAUAAUUUCCAAGAGAACAGCACACAAUUCAGCCUUCAAGUGCCAUACACUGCCAAGGACACAGCGUUUGAGUUGAUCACCUCAGAUUCAGUCAGAGCCAGACUUGACUUGCUUCUGUGGGAGCCAAACAACAACUGGGUGCUUGGUGACCUCUACCUUUCCUGCAACUUCCCCUUGACAACAAUUGAGUGCUACCCCAAUGGAACAAUGACUGCUCUGGCUGUGAAGGUGGAAUCGGUGCCCAAUCUUAUUCCCAGUUGGCUGACUCUAAAGGACAAGUCUUGCAAACCAGUUUUUAGCGAUGACCGUUUUGCACGUUUCACUUUCAGUGUUGAUUCCUGUGGGACCACUAGAACAUUCUUUGACCACUACAUGCUAUAUGAAAAUGAGAUUGGCCUCUAUAACAACAACAACAAAGGAGCAGCAACUUACACAUCACCAAUUGAUCCAGACUACAGGCAAACAGUUUCCUGCUACUAUGUGGUCAAUGAGACUCAGACUGUUACGUUUGGCUACAAACCGAGAAGCAGAGACCCUGCAGCAGAAAUUGGGUCAGGACAACUUAUGGUGCAAAUGAGGCUGGCCCAGGAUUCAUCAUAUGAGCUCUUCUACCAAGCCGAAGACUAUCCAGUAGUGAAAUACCUUAGGCAGCCUCUGUAUUUUGAGGUGGAGCUGAUGCAGUCUACUGACCCUCGCUUGGAGCUCAUCCUGGAGAACUGCUGGGCUACUCUUAAUGAAGACAGGACAUCUCUGCCUAGUUGGGACAUCAUUGUGGACAACUGUGAGAACCGUGACGACAGCUACAUGACCAUGUUCCAUCCUGUUAUGGCUGACACCAGGGUCACCAUCCCAUCCCAUAUCAAACGCUUCUCUAUAAAGAUGUUCACCUUUACUAAAGAUGAAGAGGUUCUUAAAGAUGAGAUCUACGUCCACUGUGAUGCAGUGAUAUGUGACACAAACAGCCAAGCAGACGGCGCCUGCAGUGGACAAUGUGUGCAUCCUACCACCUUGAGUAACUCCAGAUUUCAAGGGGUAAAAGGAGUAAAAAGGGAGCAAAGAAGUGCAGACUUGACUCACCAAAAGAUCUCCUCAGGACCCAUUCUUCUAUUAAACUCUCAGUCAAGCCUCUGAAUAAACUAAGUUUCUUAAAA
Thunnus maccoyii (southern bluefin tuna) is the source of this 2942-nucleotide messenger RNA. RefSeq names its product zona pellucida protein AX 1 (gene zpax1). Bases 142 to 2922 code for a protein of 926 amino acids. The record is from RefSeq and is a predicted model, not a curated record. The transcript is spliced from 21 exons. Lineage: Eukaryota; Metazoa; Chordata; Actinopteri; Scombriformes; Scombridae.